CCUUUUUAAGCUUAUAAGAAAUCACGUCAAGGAUGGUUUCUCUUUCGUUUUCUGUCUUUACUUUCUCAUUAUAGUUUACAACUGAUGAAUAGAGAUCGGAUCAAGAUCCUUUUAAAUUCAACUAUCUUUACAUGUAAUGUACCCAUUAAUUCAAAACCAUUCCUUUACCAUUUCAUACCUCAAUCACCUUACUCCUUCUCUUCUUCUGAUCUUGAUAUAAUUUCCAAUCCCAGCUCCAAAUCUCUCUCAAAUCCUCUUUACCAUCUCCUUCCUAGAACCCAAAACCCUAAUAAUAUUGUCAAUAUCAUUUACUCCUUUCUCAAACAAGACAAUACCCAGUUAGCAAUUCUCCAAAAUGACAUAAAGGGGCUCCUUGCUCAUCUGGGUACCAAUGAAAUUUCUAGGGUUUUAUUGAGAUGUCAAUCUGAUUCUAUUUCAGCUCUUGCUUUCUUUAACUGGGUCAAAAAUGAUUUGGAUAUUAAGCCCUCUACUCAUAAUUAUUGUCUUCUUGUUCAUAUCUUAGCUUGUUCGAGGGAAUUCAAACAAGCAAUGAAAUUUUUAACUGAAUUGAUCAGGUUGGUUAAAGAUUGUGCAUCUAGUGAAGAUGUGUUUCAAAGUUUAGUUUUGUGCUGCGAAGAUUGUAAUUGGGAUCCUGUUAUAUUUGAUAUGCUUAUCAAGGCAUAUGUGAAAGAGGGUUUGAUUAAAGAGGGUUUUAGUACGUUUAUGAAGAUUGUUGAGGUUGGGUAUGUUCCUAGUGUGGUUGCUUGCAAUAGUGUUUUGAAUGGAUUGUUGAAACUGAAUUGCAUUGAUUUGUGCUGGCAAGUUUAUAUAGAGAUGGGGAAAGUUGGGAUACACCCGAAUUCAUAUACAUUUAAUAUAUUAACUCAUGUUUUUUGUCGGGAUGGUGAUGUCACUAAAGUGAAUGAUUUCCUUGAGAAGAUGGAGGAAGAAGGAUUUGAGCCAGAUAUAGUGACAUAUAAUACAUUGAUUAGUUGCUACUGUAGAAAAGGAAGAUUGAAUGAUGCAUUUUAUUUAUAUAGGAUAAUGUAUAGAAGGCGUGUGUUGCCAGAUUUGGUUUCAUAUACUGCGUUGAUGAGUGGUCUUUGCAAAGAAGGGAGGUUAAGAGACGCUCACCAGCUCUUCCAUAGAAUGGUUCAUAGGGGGUUGAAUCCAGAUAUUGUUUCAUUUAAUACUCUUAUCUGUGGUUAUUGCAAGGAGGGGAAGAUUCGCGAGUUAAGAUUGUUAUUACAUGAGAUGAUAGGAAGUGGGAUUCGUCCAGAUAAUGUUACUUGUCGAGUUCUUGUAGAAGGAUAUGCAAAACAGGGUAGAAUAGUUUCAGCUUUGAAUUUGGUUGUGGAACUUGAGAGAUUUGGUGUUCCAAUUUCUUGGGAUAUUUAUGAUUAUUUAAUAGUUUCUUUAUGUAAAGAGGAUAAACCAUUUGCAGCAAAGAAUCUUUUGGAAAGAAUCUGUCAGCAGGGUUAUGUGCCUGGUGCAGAAAUUUGCAAUGAACUCAUUCAAUCUUUCUGCAAAAGUGAUUGUGUGGCUGAUGCAUUGCUUUUAAAAGCUGAGAUGGUACAUAGGAAUUUAAAACCCAAUGUUACUGGAUAUAAAGCUCUUUUAUGUUGUUUGUGUAGAAUGAGUAGAAGGAGAGAGGUUGAAUCAUUGAUGGAAGAAAUGCUUCAAUCUGAUAUGCUGCCCGAUCCAGAAAUAUGCAGAGCAUUGACGCAUAUGUACUGCAAGGAAAGGGAUUUUGGAAAAGCAGAGUCGCUAUUGGAAUUCUUUGCCAAGGAAUUUCAAAUUUUUGAUACUGAGAGUUACAACACACUUGUCAAAAUCUCUUGUGAGGAUGGUGAUUUUACCAAGUUGCUGUAUCUGCAAGAUAGGAUGCUGAAAGUGGGAGUUACGCCAAAUGGUCUUACUUUCAAGCACAUGAUCCAUGGCUUAUCGAAAUCUAUGUCCCUAGACAAAGACAAACUUCUUGUGGAAUGAUGCCAAAUUUUCCUAUGUGAAGAAUCUAUCAUGUGUUCUAUUUGUGAAACUCUCGAAAGGCUGCCAUGUGCAGGGCCUAUGUGCCAGUUAAAAUUAAGGGACUGCAUGUUUCAACGGACCUUCUAAGCUCCAAUUUCAGUUUAGAAUGCUUCUUUUGCUGAAACAUAAUGGAGUACUGCAGGAUAGUAUUCUGAAUCAUCUUCUCCUGCUGCUGAUUGUCCAUUGCAGCAAGGAACCAACGCAAGCAUUUUGCUCCCCAAGAAAAUGUUUUUAGAGACUUGUCCAAUCAUGUUAAAGAAGUUUUUGAGCGUUAGAAACCGGAUACCUGCAGACACUUGUAUCAGUAGCAGAGUUGACAAGUGAAGCUUGUUAUCCAUCAUCAUCCCAU
Molecule: messenger RNA, 2377 nt
Organism: Jatropha curcas
Lineage: Eukaryota; Viridiplantae; Streptophyta; Magnoliopsida; Malpighiales; Euphorbiaceae
Product: Pentatricopeptide repeat (PPR) superfamily protein
Molecular function (GO): protein binding
Source: RefSeq, a predicted model, not a curated record